UGACUUUUUGAACUUUAGAAGUAUUAUUUGUUUUUGUACAAUUGAAGUCAGAGGCAUGUACACUAUGGCAUCUUGUUUAAGUUUUAGCUAGAUCUUAUCGCGUUUGAUGUUAUAUCUUAUAUAAAUACUUUGUGGUGUACAUAGCUGACGAAGUAACUUUUUGUUUUGAAUGAUAAUGUAUAGAGAGAUAGAAUUAUGGUUAUAACUUUUUUAAAAAAAAUAUGAGCCGAAAGCAAACGCACUUUUUUGUUAAUAUCCUUAAAAUGUGAAUUGUCCUGUUACAACGCUACAGAAAAUCAAACACAGGAUCAACUUCAUUUUGGACAAUUAAGUUAAAUGCGGUCCUGUUGGGUGUUUUUAGUUUUUAGUUUUUGGUUUACUUUAUGUACUUCAUGGUUAUGAUACUUACUGAGUUUUUAUGCUUAUCUAGUAGACACUUUGACAUUGAAAUCAAGUCCCAUACAUAACUGACCUUUAGAUAUUGGCUAUUACUCGGAACUACUCCUCUCUAUGAAGUCGGGAAAAGUAAAAUUACUUCAGUUAGGUUUACGCUUAGAAUUUAAAACUCAUAACAAAAGUUUAUUUUAUCAAGUGAAAUCUUUCUGUUAAGCUUGGACACGUGAUUAUUCCAAGUUCUCCCACAAAAUUUAGGAUUUUUUAAGUUCACUCUUGAAAUAAAAUAAUUAAAUUUUAAGCAGAUAGUUGUAUUUUGAAUAAACUUUAAGCUUUUGAUGACGUCAUAGAAAAAGUGCUGACUUUAGUCAAAGUUUAUUGCUGCCAUUUUGUUCCGAUCAUGGCGUACAUAAGUGUGGUAAGUCUGAUUCCAUUUAGAAAAGCCUAUCAAAAGUUAUUGAGGGGAGAGUGAUGAGCCCUAAUUAUAAUAUGUCCGAAAUACCCCGGACCAACUAGGGUUAAACAAUACUCGGCAGCAGUCGUUUCCUGUAUAUUUGUGAAAGUCUCAUCCAAAGCUUGUUCGGCUAUUUACCAUAUUCUGUAACACACCAAAGUUGUUGUUGUUGUUUUAAAUUUCGUUCCACACUUUUUAUACAACACAUAACAGCGAAUAAUCAAACUGUUGUAUAUCGAUUGUCGCUGGGGAUUUAAUAUAUGAUAAUAGGGCAUAGAAAUCUGUUUAACAACUAAUUAGACUAAUUAUGCAAAUUAAAGGAGUUAAUCAUGCACACCUAAUGUAAAUGUACUUAAAUUUUGAUUUUCUUUCUCUAUAUUAAUGUCACAGUUGUCUGUUUGAUUUGUGAUGGGGGUGGACCGUUCCUUUGAUGAGUACUUCAUGAAGUUCUGGCCUUGUGCGGAUAAUUUAAAAGACGGUGUGUCUCGCGGUGACCACUGUAAAAAAGUUAUAAUUAUUUUCUGGAAAGAUGGUUACCUGCCUACUGAGAAGAAAUGUUUCUAUGGUUAAAAACCUUGGCAUUAUUCAAAUGGCCAAUGGUAUUGUAAUCCUAAUUCUUGGAAGCAGUGCAAGUUUCAAAUUCAGAGAAGAAGUUUGGAUAAACGAAAAGAGUGUGAUUUCUAUAGGCUUGUUACGAAUAUGUAUAGCAGGAGUAUUUGGUUCGCUGUUUACGUUGAAACACAACAACAGUGGAUUAAAUUGCACACAUAUGGUAUUUUGCUUGUUAUCAACUUUCAUCGCGGUCCUCAAUUGGAUUACGUUUGCGAUUGGUUUAAGGUUUUACAUCGAAUGUCGCGAAAACAUUCUUCUUAAGGAAGACAAAUUUGCUUUACAGGACGGUGACUUGCGGAUGUGUUCAGCUGGUGCUCGGAUAUAUGCAUGUCUUGUCACAGCUAUUACAGCGGAAUUGGUGGUUAACUUAAUUGUCACACUGUACUGCUAUCAAGCACUUGAUGGUUUUUGUAGACGAGCAGCAGCUUAUUCAAGCCAACCAUGGUAACUUUGUUUGACAUACACCGCGACGUCUCAUAGCGCAACGAAUUUAGCUGUAGAAGAAAAAUUCAGUGGGUUCAAAGAGGUUUCGAUAAUGGAGAAUUUUUCUGGGCUAUAUUCUUCACAGUAUUUAUCUGGGAAUUACUAACAUUGGUUGCCAUUAUGGCAUGGAAUUGUCGGAAUUAUUUCUGCAUUUGUUACCCUGCAUUUGUUACUGGAAAAUCAAAAAGGUCCCAGCAAUGUUCUUAUGGCAUCUGCUGGUUCUCAAUGCAUAUUUUAUUUGUUGUUACUAUCAUUAUUUUUAUUUUUCGUUUUUUCAU
Messenger RNA from Hydractinia symbiolongicarpus, 2220 nucleotides. RefSeq lists its product as uncharacterized. The transcript has 5 exons. Lineage: Eukaryota; Metazoa; Cnidaria; Hydrozoa; Anthoathecata; Hydractiniidae. Bases 1377 to 1907 code for a protein of 176 amino acids. The record is from RefSeq and is a predicted model, not a curated record.